Molecule: messenger RNA, 833 nt
Organism: Serpula lacrymans var. lacrymans S7.9
Lineage: Eukaryota; Fungi; Basidiomycota; Agaricomycetes; Boletales; Serpulaceae
Exons: 2
Coding region: 409-606 (65 amino acids)
Source: RefSeq, a predicted model, not a curated record
ACAGCAUAUAUCCACUUCUAUUCACUUCUCUGAUAUCUUAUAGCUAGGGGCUUUUGCAAUCAAUGUCAAUACAACUUGAAUCAGUACUGCCAUCAUAAACAGACUACGUGCUAUCACCGGAAAAUAGGAAAAAUAUGCGCUCAAAAUGUGGUAUUACACUAAUACGAUGAAUUCUUGCACAAAUAGAAGUAAAUGUCAACUUUCGAGAGUACCAAAAAGAAAGAGGUGAGCUUUGAAAUUCACCGGUAACAAGUUCGGAUGGUGGUCUACUUCCGUGUGUGAAUACUCCAGAGAUUACCAGGAUGAGAUCGAGCGAAAUGUAAACAAGCUUUGCUCAUAGGUUCGAGAUGUACGGUGGGACAGCGAAAGUUAGGACGUUGAGGCUUGAGCCGUAAAUCGGACUAUCAGAUGCCCUUAAGGGCAGGCUGGGCCAGUCGAACCAUUGUUCAAUUGGGAUGGAUGAUAAUGAAAGGGCCAGGUGCGUUGUACGGCGGCUCGAUUUUAUCACACAAGGAUCAUGCGACGAACGGCGAAGGUACAAAACAAUUCAUCGCCUGUCAAAAAGUUGAAAGAAAAGGUCAGCAGCUGAUAAAGGGUGUGUUGUGACAAUUUCUAGACGUUCUGCUUGCAAAUUACAACUGUCACCCAGCUAUUCUAUGGACGCGUUUCAGCGGUUACUUGCCUGAACCACUAAGGAUACACGGCAUAAACGCAGCGAAAACAGCGCCAUGCGCUGUCAAGUGAGUGCUUAUUCCGAUAUAUCCUUCGCAUUUGCAAAUUUUCCACUUCGUUUCUCGUUGCCAGUAUAAUGCUCAAUGGUUGAGAUUCAUGUG